AUGGUGGAGACGGUUGAGAUUACCCAAACAAUCAAUGUUGGAAAUUUAAUUCAUACCGGGGAGAAUGUUACACAUAUGGAAUUUGCCCCUAAACCAAGACCUGAAGGCAUGGUGGAUAUUGAACCCAUUAAAAACCUUGUUCUUCUUGGAUGCUUUUGCCCAUUCCCUAAUAACCCAAACUCACCCUUCUCCUUCAAAACACCGGCCUGCAUCCAUAAUACCAAUUCAAAGAAAAACUCUAAAAGCGCUGGGCCCACGACUAACAAACGGAAAAGAAUUAAAUCGCCAAUUCAGUCCAAUAAACAAUUACCACCAUCCAUUCGUUUGUCACAGUAG
Lactuca saligna is the source of this 336-nucleotide messenger RNA. NCBI's taxonomy places the organism in Eukaryota, Viridiplantae, Streptophyta, Magnoliopsida, Asterales, Asteraceae. The record is from the annotation of a GenBank genome assembly.